AUGGAUCGUCGCAAAUUAACUUUAGGGCUUAUUCCCAACGAGAAAGCACGGAGGAUCACCUACGAGAAGAGGAAAAAGAACGUGAUGAAGAAGGCCCAAGAGUUCGCCACCCUAUGCGACCUAGACACGUGCAUGAUUAUUUAUGGCCCCACGGGAUCUGCCACCGCCACCGAGCCCGAGGUCUGGCCCGCAAGCCCUGGGAAGGUCAAGCGCAUUAUCGAGCGAUACAUGAGCGAAGGGGCGGACCGCUGUGCCAAGAGGACGGUUAGGCUGCCCGAGUUCUUUGCGAACCGGGAGAGGAAGGUCGACGCCGAGCUCACCGAGGCUCUGCCGGCGAACCGGAAGGCCAAGUAUCCGGUCUCGGAGUCGCUGAUUGCGGGCCUAUCCAAAGAGGACCUGAAGAGGCUACUGAACUCCCUGGGGCACAAGCUCGAGGCGGCCAAGGCGAGGCUGGCCGUGAUGAAAGAGGACGCAGUGAGGACAUCAUCGAGCUAUAUGAAUGAUCGUCAGGUCCAUGCUAACGAACGUAUUUAUGAUCAACAUCAAAUGCAGGGCUCGUUUCAGGAUCCCUCGUCGCCGGAUGGUACUCCGAACUUCAGGGCGUGCUACAACGCGUCAAUGGUCCAGCCGGCCCACCCCCGUGCUGCUCUCCCUGAUGCAGGGCGAUCCGUUCCUGACCUGGAUAAUGCAGGCUCGUUUCAGGAUCACUCGUCGCCAGAAGGUACUCCGAGCUUCGGGGCGGGCUCCAAUGCGUUGAUGGUCCAGCCGGCCCGCCCCCAUGCUGCUCUCGGUGAUGCAGGGCGACCCCUUCCUGACCUGAAUGAAGCCUGCUCGUUUCAGGAUCACUCGUCGCCGGAAGGUACUCCGAGCUUCAGGGCGGGCUACGAUGCGUCGAUGGUCCAGCCGGCCCACCCCCGUGCUGCUCUAAGCGAUGCAGGGCGACCCGUUCCUGACCUGAAUGAUGCAGGCUCAUUUCAGGAUCACUCGUCGCUGGAAGGUACUCCGAGCUUCAGGGCGGGCUACAACGCGUCGAUGGUCCAACCGGCCCGCCCCCGUGAUGCUCUCGGUGAUGCAGGGCGACCCGUUCCUGACCUGAAUGAUGCAGGUUCUCCAUGCAUUAUUGCCUGA
Eucalyptus grandis is the source of this 1128-nucleotide messenger RNA. RefSeq names its product agamous-like MADS-box protein AGL82. The transcript has a single exon. The record is from RefSeq and is a predicted model, not a curated record. Gene Ontology annotation, molecular function: protein dimerization activity; DNA-binding transcription factor activity, RNA polymerase II-specific; RNA polymerase II cis-regulatory region sequence-specific DNA binding. Gene Ontology annotation, biological process: positive regulation of transcription by RNA polymerase II. NCBI's taxonomy places the organism in Eukaryota, Viridiplantae, Streptophyta, Magnoliopsida, Myrtales, Myrtaceae. Bases 1 to 1128 code for a protein of 375 amino acids.